AUGAAGGCGCAAACUCACCGCCUCUCCACCUGUCACCGCCACCCUACCAAACCCAUAACCGGUUUCUGCGCCCCAUGCCUCACCGAACGCCUCGCCGGCCUCGACUCCGCCGCCGCUCACCAAGAACCCUCGACCCAGAACCCCCAUUCGGGGUCUGAGCUCCGGAGAAGCAAGUCGUGUUCCGGAACGAGACCCGAAUCGUCGUCGGCCAGCGCCCCGGAUCCGACCCGGCGCAAGUCGUGCAAUGCCAGGGCCCGGAACACUCUGUCCGAGCUCUUUAACAUCGACGACGACCGCAAAGGAGUGCCGAGAAAGUUCCAUGUCGAAUUGAGAGAUGGGGAUAAGGACGAUGGUGGAGACGAAGCUAGGGUUUUGGAUUUGGAUACGGGUGCAGAUUCGGAGUUCAAGACGAUGAAAGAGUUGAUAGAUCUCGAGUGGGAGAAGAAGAAGGGCGAGGGUAGGGAUUCGAAGGAAAUUGCAGGGACAUUUUGGGGAACGACGUCGGUUUUGAGCAAAAAGGUGAAGCAAUGGCGGCGGAAGCACAAGACGAAGAAGGCUGAGAGCGAGGGUUUCGUGGCGGAGAAGAGGAGGGAGACCCAGUCCGAAGUGGGAGAGUACGCAUUGGGGAGAAAAUCGUGCGAUACGGAUCCCGAUCCGGGUCGGAUGUCAUUGGACGAGCCUCGGGCUUCUUGGGACGGGUAUUUGGGUCCGAGAGCCCCUCACCCGAGGCUGACCCCGAUGGUUUCGGUUGUGGAAGAGAGCUGGGAGAGGAGUCCAGGCGGCUCAGCUCAGACCAAAGACUAUUACAAUUCGCAGCGGCGGCGGAGCUUCGAACGGCCGUGUUUCGAUCGGUCCGCAACGGCGGAGGUUGAUGAGCUGAAGUUGGGCUCAAAUGCUAGAGUCUCCCCUGCCACUUCAGAGUUGUUCUAUGGGGCCAAGCUGCUGAUUACAGAGAAAGAAUUGAUGAGUUCGAUGGGUUCGAAUUCGAAGUUGAAAUCUGCUGAAGAUGAUGAGCGUGUGGAGGAGGGCAGCGGCGUUGGGAUUGUCUCUGGACAUGUUUGCAAAAAUGCGGCUUCGGAAUCAACCAAUGGGGUUGAUGUUGAUCAUCAAAAGUCGAAUAGGAGGCAAAAGAAGUGGAGCUUUUGGGGUUUGAUGCAGAGGAGAAGCGAGAAGAAAUGCGCAGACGAAGAAUCCGCGGAUUCUUGGCAGAAGCUGAGGAGGGUGGCCAACGGAGAAGAAGCCAACGCCUCCAAGCUGAUUCGAAGUUACAGUGUCAGCUGCCGGAACCAGUGCAGAAUGGUUGGCUUGUUAAGCAAUGUGAAUGGUGUUGGUGCGGAAACUAAAAGCAAUGAAGUGAAGACUCUGCAGAGGAACAAGAGUGCUCGGUAUUCGCCGAGCAAUCUCGAUCACGGGUUGCUGCGGUUCUACUUGACGCCGUUGAGGAGCUAUCGGAGGAGUGAAUCGGGAAAGAGCAGGCCAGGCAACAACUCACAAUAUCUGUCCAAGAAUGUCUUGUAG
Messenger RNA from Pyrus x bretschneideri (Chinese white pear), 1518 nucleotides. RefSeq names its product protein OCTOPUS-like. The record is from RefSeq and is a predicted model, not a curated record. The transcript has a single exon. NCBI's taxonomy places the organism in Eukaryota, Viridiplantae, Streptophyta, Magnoliopsida, Rosales, Rosaceae. Bases 1 to 1518 code for a protein of 505 amino acids.